Molecule: messenger RNA, 2463 nt
Organism: Pollicipes pollicipes
Lineage: Eukaryota; Metazoa; Arthropoda; Thecostraca; Pollicipedomorpha; Pollicipedidae
Product: ankyrin repeat domain-containing protein 17
Exons: 14
Coding region: 97-2067 (656 amino acids)
Biological process (GO): innate immune response
Cellular component (GO): cytoplasm
Molecular function (GO): protein binding
Source: RefSeq, a predicted model, not a curated record
UCAUCAGCCCUGGUGGAGGCGGUUUUGAAUGGGUAUGUGGAAGUGGUUCGUCUUCUCCUGCAAUUCCCGCACGUUCGUCCACUCUCGGAAGACGAGAUGGCGCUCCUGAUCAGUGAAGAGAAAGGCUCGGAUGAAGAAGGCGACCCCCCAGCUGGAGGGAACGACAGCCAGGGUGGAGCAGACCACAUGCAGGGCAGCGCUCAGCAGACACCGGGCAGACCUUUAUUCAGCCAGAACGAAACAUACCACCCCAAUGAGGACGACGUGAUCAGCCAGGAUGAGACGACGUGCUCGAAUGACAGCUCAGCAGAGUGCCCCAAUGAUGCGGACGGCGACGACGAUGAUGAUUAUGAAAAUGAAGACGCGGAAAGUGUGCCGUCUGCGUCCUCCACCGGCGAGGGGACUGCAUGUGCGCGAGCAUACGGCGCCGCCGCCGCGCCUCCGGCGGAGGCUUCUGAAGCCUCUGGCUUGGAGGAAGUGGCUUCUGAGUCCUCUGACUUAGAGGCAGCGGCUUCUGGGUCCUCUGACUCAGAGGCAGCGGCUCAGCCUCUGAGCGGCCCGGUAACCGGCGGGCAGCUCGUUCGCAGGGCUGAGUUCCACAGGCAGCAGAGGCUGGACAUUCAACCGAGCAUCGUCCAGUACCUGCGGGACAAUGCCGCCUUGUCUCGUCUCAAGAUCACGCUGGAUAAGCAGGAAACGGUGACGUCCGCCGAACAGAGGGCCUUCAGACUGGAAAAGGAGCGGCUGCGGCACGUCCACCAGCAGCUUCAACAGCGGCUCUGGGAAAAAAACCAAGAGAUCGCGGAGGACUUCAGAGUCAUCCACCAGCACGAGGAGGUCCCCAUGUCGCCCCAGCGCAUAGCAGAGCGCAGCAGACGAUUUUUGCCGGAAUUUCUGGUGAACCGGGCGUGGUUCAGCGGUCAGCAGUCGCCGCUGGCCAUAGCCUGCUCCCGGGGAAACUUCGAGCUGGUCUGUCUCCUUCUAGACUGCAACGCUGUGCUCGAACACACCGACGCGGCGGGGUUCACGCCGCUCAUGAUGGCCUGCGGCGCCGGCCACCCGGAUAUCGUGCAGCUGCUGCUGUACAGAGGUGCCAACCCCAGGCACCAGUCCAGCAGCUCGCUAGAAACGCCGCUCUUGCAGGCCUGCUUCGGCGGCCACCACGAAGUCGUCCGCAUCCUCAUCCAAAUGGGCGUCCAUCUGGAGCAGCGCAACCUGUAUGACAACACGCCGCUGAUGCUGGCGGCGGCCAGGGGCAGUGUGGGGACCAUCCGACUGCUGCUGAGGGCAGGGGUCAACAUCAACAGCAGACUGUCCUCCCGCCUUGACAUCACGCCACUGAUGAUGGCGGCCUGCCACGGACAUCUGGAUGUCGUCAGGUAUCUUCUGCGGAGAGGCUGUGACAUCACGGCGCAGAUGAGGGGCGGCAAGGGCACGGCGCUGACCGUGGCCUGUCUCAAGGGUCAUGCCGAUGUGGUUGGUCUUCUGCUUCUGUAUGGGGCCAACCCAUGUCACCUGGCCAAGUUUGGACGUGGUCAGACGAAAAUGACGCCGCUGAUGGCGGCCGCCUACCGAGGCUUCCCGAAGGUGGCGGAGGUGCUGUUGCAACGGAUGAUAGAUAUCAACGCCACGGUGCCGGGCGGCGGCGGCAAGACGGCGCUCAUGAUCGCCGCCUGGCGCGGCCACGUCUCCUUCGUCCAGCUGCUCAUCUCCAGAGGGGUGGCAAUCGAAGCCCGCAACAAGGCGGGCCGCACUGCCCUCUGGUGGGCGCUGGACGCGGGUCACGGCACCAUAGCACGCCUGCUGCAGGCUUGCGGCGCCUCGGUCGACGUGCAGGACACCAGACAGGUGUCGUGCAUCAUGGCGGCGUACCGCCGCGGCAACGUGGAGCUGGUGCGCUGGCUGUUGGAGUGUGUGUCACAGCUGCCGUCUGACGAGGAGCUGGAACGGUGCCUCCGUAGCCGCUCAAAAAAGCGUUCGAUGGAUCUUGACGGGCCCACCCUGCAGAAAAGUCGCGCAUCUUGUCUGUACUUCAUCCGAGCCGAGAGAGAGCGACGAGGGUGCUAACCGAGCCAGAAGGGCAAAUCCCUCUCGAAGAGUUGCUCUUGACGACACCAGGGAAAAGAACUGAAAGAACUCAACCACCGAAGAGGAAGUGCACGGGCGUAUGCUUCCUACUCAUACUGUUCAUACUUUUGUGCCAACGUGACCGACAUGGCGCUGGUUGAGAUGGUGAGACGGUACAUUAGCCAAGCUUACCGGGCUAGCGCUGGCGCCAGGUGAGAUGGUAUAACAGCGCGCUAGCCGAGCUUACUGGGUUAGCACCGGCGCCAGGGGAAGUGUGACGAGAGAGCCGUGUUCUCCCGCAGCCGCGUCGGACAGUUCUCGUGUUGUCGUCUCACCCGUCGUGGGAAGGUCUGACUAUGGCGUUCAUGUACAAUGUUUUACUGCUUAAUAAAUACC